Prorocentrum cordatum is the source of this 428-nucleotide messenger RNA. Lineage: Eukaryota; Dinophyceae; Prorocentrales; Prorocentraceae. The record is from the annotation of a GenBank genome assembly.
CGCGUGGCAUCGUCGCUACCAACGCAAUCCCCCGCGGCCCGCUCGCGCAAUACCUGGGCACCCAGACUGAGCAGAACUCGCAGGUGGCGGUGGUCUUCGCGCAGGAGCAUCGGGAGCUCCACUACUGGCUGGGCGCGGUGCAAGCGGCUGCGCGCGACGCGGUCUGGGCAGGCCAGGUUUGCCGAUCGCCCUAUUUCAUCGUGGGCGACGCGGGAUGGGCCGAGAACCUCGCGCUGCCAUGGGAAGCGGCGCAGUGCAUCAAGAAAGUGGAGCUGCAGGGCCGCGCCUGGAUGCCCGAGCCCGAUCAGGUCUUCAAUGCGGACAAGCUGCAGAAGCUGCGUGCUCGAAUUCGGGCGUCGGAGAGGCCGACGCGCGCGCAGACAGCGCUAGCCCGCUGCAUCGACUUCUUCGUGGCCCCUGCUGACCCG